CUCACGGCCGCCGCCUCGCCCUCCUCGGCGCCCGUCUCACCGCGAUUGGUGGAGCUCUGGCCGACGGAACACUCGCUCCCGCUCAGGUCGGCCGCCGGUCCGGGAUCGGGAUCAAAGUCAGGAUCGGGAUCGGAACCGGUCAGGCCGAACUGCGCAAACGUCGGGCGACCGGAAGAGAGGCGGCCGCACACGUUGUCGGCUGAGCCCGAGACGGUCGGUCUGGGCCGGCUCUACCGGACGUCAACCCGGCCCCAGCAACUGCUGGUACCAACUUCGCCUCAGAAAGUGGUCGGUUGCGACCCCGUUCGCUCGAGCCCCUUGACACCGUCGAGCAUGACCCGGCCGUCGGCUGGCCUCGAGCCCUACCCACCCCCCACGGCCGUCUGGGCCGAGACCGGCCCCCCGGUUCACGGUACCGACGGCCGCCAGUUCCGCGCAGGCGUCACCCCGUGGCCCCGCUCUCUGCCCGCACUCGACUGUCCGCAUCUUCCUCACUCGCCUCAUCUCCUCCUCAAUCAGCCUCGUCCUCUGCUCCACCUACUCCCACAGUUGCAUCAGCAUCAACAUCAGCAUCAACAGCAACAUCAACAUCAACAUCAGUACCAAUAUCAGUACCAAAAUAGCCAGCAGCACCAGCAGCAGCAGUUCUCGUGGCGGGGCCAACUGGUCGGCUCACACGAGGCCUCGACGUGUCCGCUCGUGGCGACUGAGUUGCCGCUGCACUCGCUGUCGCUGAGGCAGCAACAGCAGCAGACCUUGUCACCGCCACCACCACGUCAAGCCUCUGCGGGGCUGGUGCUGCUCAACGCGGGCGCCAACAGCACCGGCUCUCCGGACGCCUUGAGGCCUCUCCGUUCGGCCGUACAGCUUGGACCGAUCGGUGAGGCGGCAACCGGGUCGCCGUACGCUGCGAUGCACAUGCAGCAGGUCGCCAAUAAACAGACCACUCGAAUAGAGACAGGAAAAAGCCACUUCUUCAAAGAGCAUUUACACUCGGAGUUAAGUGAAAUUUCACUUUUGUUCGAGCAUCACCGGACAUCCAAAAGCCUGUCCUGCUACAAAAGAUGGUUGCAUGAGCUGAAAAACUCUCGUCUCUGGGACUUCACAAACCGAAUUCCAAUCCCUCGACUUGGUUUACAUUGCAGUCAUUUAUUCGAAGUUGACCUCUUCUGUGCAGCAAAUGUUAUCGCUCACUUUUGGGCCUCAACAUUGCCUCAACAUUGCAACGAAUUAUCUGAAGAUCAGCCCUUUUUACGCAUCAGCAUGUCGCCAUGUAGCUCUUUCCAGUUUCACUCAGGCCCCAAAUUGACCUCGAAACCCCCAACUCGCACCCAUCCUCAAAACCGAUACAGUUUUACCGGGCUCCGGAGCAUGUCGGCUCCAGCGUCGAGCUUUAAGUCAAUUUGUUCGAAACGCAUGAUUACACGCUGCUGUACUACUGUGGGCCAUUUCGAGCCUCACUGUCAUGUGAUAUUCCGAAUUAUUCUUCUGAGCCAAAUGUACGCUCUUCCGACUUGUGGGAUUGCAAUAGCGUAG
Protopolystoma xenopodis is the source of this 1536-nucleotide messenger RNA. The record is from the annotation of a GenBank genome assembly. Lineage: Eukaryota; Metazoa; Platyhelminthes; Monogenea; Polystomatidea; Polystomatidae.